Molecule: messenger RNA, 1053 nt
Organism: Rotaria socialis
Lineage: Eukaryota; Metazoa; Rotifera; Eurotatoria; Philodinida; Philodinidae
Source: the annotation of a GenBank genome assembly
AUGAGUAAAAAUAAUUUGCGUUGUGUUUUCUGGUCUUCGACUAUCUGUACCAAUAAUCAAAUUUAUGAAAUAAUAGAUGAUGCGCUUAUUGAUUGGGAAAAUAAUCAUUCGAUGAUAUAUGAGAAAGAAAAGAGAAUAAAUGUUAAUAUUCCUCCUAAUGCUAAAUGGACACAGAACGGAGUGAUUAUUGCUGGAGGCCACGGGGGUGGGGAUGCCACUAAUCAACUCUUUUGGCCUUAUGGUCUCUUCGUUGAUGAUGAUCAAACAGUGGUAAUUACUGACUGGCUGAAUAAUCGUGUCAUGCAAUGGAAGAACGGUGAUACAACGAAUGGACAAGUUGUUGAUGGUGGUAAAGGCGCAGGAAAUGAAUUACAUCAAUUGUCUUGGCCAACUGAUGUAUUAAUUGACAAAGAGACGGAUAGUCUCAUUAUUUGUGAUCAAGGGAAUCGACGAGUUAUACGAUGGUCUCGUCGUAGUGAUACAACACAAGGAGAAAUACUCAUCGACCACAUCAGCUGUUACGGAGUCGCUAUGGAUGAACAGAGAUAUCUCUACGCCUCUGACACCAGAGAAGAUGAAGUAAGACGAUAUCAAUUGGGUGAGAAGAAUGGCACUCUCGUAGCUGGUGGUAAUGGACAAGGUGAUGGUCUCAAUCAACUCAACAUGCCGAGAUAUCUCUUUGUCGAUCGAGAUCAUUCAGUGUACGUAUCAGACGAGUGUAAUCAUCGUGUGAUAAAAUGGGUGGAAGGUGCAACAGAAGGUACUGUGGUCGCUGGAGGACAAGGUCAAGGGAAUGCUCUGACACAAUUGUCUUAUCCUAAUGGAAUCUUCGUUGAUACGUUGGGUACACUCUAUGUAGCAGACUGGGGGAAUCAUCGUGUAAUGCGUUGGACUCAAGGAGCAAAAGAAGGCACUGUAAUUGUGAGUGGAAAUGACGGAGGAGAAGGAGCAAAUCAGUUGAACCGCCCCUGUGGUUUGUGUUUCGAUCGACAAGGUAAUCUCUAUGUCGCCGAUACGAAAAAUAAUCGUGUUCAACGAUUUUCUAUCGAAUAA